AUGCUAUCUGGACUGAUAAUACUUAGUUAUAUCAAUAUUCAAACUUGUGAUGAGUUUCAAUUAGAUUAAGGAGAUGCAAUGGCUGUACUUUUUGACUAAAUGCUGUUUGAUUUCGUUUCAGCUAUUAUGCUAAAUAUGAUUUGGUGGUUAACAUAAAUUGCAAGCGGAAUCAAUAGAGCAUCAACAUAUUACUACUUUAUCUAUAGCUUAUAAAUCAAUGUAGAUUAGAUAAUUUAUCCUCUCAUAAUUGGUUGGAUUCUAUAGACUAUAACAGUAUAUCUUAUUGAGAAAAAGUUCAAAUAAAUGUUCAUUCAAACAUUUUAAGAAACCAAGAAAAGUAAAGAUCUAAUAAAUCUAGUUGAAGCCAUCUAACCAAUGCUUCUCGUACUUGUAAAGAGUGACCUAAAAGUAUUAUUUUCAAAUUCUAAAUUCAAUAAAAUUUUGAGUUCAAUUCAAGUUUUUACAAAUAAGCCAACUGAACUGCCUUUUCUUGAAUUAGUGUGCAAUAGUAAAUAAUCAGGUAAAAAACAGUAAAAUCAAAUGAAUUUAAAAUUUUAAUAAUAAUUUGGAACUUUCUCGACUAGUUGUGAAUUGUUAUCUAUAAAAUAAAUUCUAUCAGAACCAAAAUUAUAUUCAAAAAAAUUCAGACUUUCACCAUGGCUUUAAUUAACUAAACCGCUACCAACUAAUUCAGAAAAUGGCAAUACAAGUGAGAUAGUUGAUGCUUCAGAUAUUAAACUCAACUUCUAUAGUUAGUAAAAAUUUAUAGAAGAUUAAAAAUCUGAUUAAUCAAACUACUAUUCAAUAAAAGUAAGUGAUAUACUUUUUGAUGAUGAAGAUUGCUAUUUGUUUGAGUUAUUGGAGAUUAAGUAAAAGAGCAAAAGCAAAGAAUAUAAAAUCCAUUCAGAAGAUGAUUAAGAAUUUUAGGAGUAGUAAGAUCAUAAUUAAUUAUCACUUAUGUCUAAUUAAAACAGACGGUUAGAGAACUAAAAUCUACAAAAUUCCUCAUAAUUAAAACUAAACUUGCCAAUUAACAAAGAACACCACAAAUAAAAAUGA
Stylonychia lemnae is the source of this 1059-nucleotide messenger RNA. The record is from the annotation of a GenBank genome assembly. NCBI's taxonomy places the organism in Eukaryota, Ciliophora, Spirotrichea, Sporadotrichida, Oxytrichidae.